Episyrphus balteatus (marmalade hoverfly) is the source of this 803-nucleotide messenger RNA. It is a transcript of the gene Fcp3C, whose product is annotated as follicle cell protein 3C-1. The coding region runs from base 170 to 670 and encodes 166 amino acids. The transcript has 3 exons. NCBI's taxonomy places the organism in Eukaryota, Metazoa, Arthropoda, Insecta, Diptera, Syrphidae. The record is from RefSeq and is a predicted model, not a curated record.
CCAGAAGGUGUUGAACAAAAUGCAAAUAUAGCGGAUAUUUUUGUUUAUGUUUAUGUCUACCUCGCCAUUCAGCAAAAAAUGAAGUUAAUUCCAGCAGAAGCUUUGAAUUGUUUAAAAGCGCAAAUAAUGAUGGUUAGUAACAUAUUCAGUUGUAGUAACUCAAAACAACAUGGUUUUCUUGAAAGGAUUAUUCGUUUUAGCAACUUGCCUUGCUCUUGUGGAAUGUUCAACAAUAAAGAAAUCAAAUGAGAAAAUUGAAACAACUACUACCAAAGCUGUGCCUUCCAAAGCCAAUGCUGUGCCUACCGAAGUUAAAAAUACUAACACAACUACCCCAUGCACAUGUGGAGUAUUUCUUACAAGCCAGUUUACAAAAGGAUCCGAUGAACAACCCAAAGGAGAUGCAGCUAUGAUUCAAGAUAUCAACAAAGUAUUCCCAUGUAAUAUGAUUGGACAAAAACAAUGUCAAACCAAAUGUUUAGAAUCGAUCGUUGGACAUCUUCCUAACUCUGCAACUGUUUUGUGUGCAACACUUGGCCGUGAUAUACAUAAGGAAAGGGCUUUUCUCUUUAUUAAAAACUGCAAGGAUUCUUGGAUCAAUACUAACUUGGCAGCUGGUAAGGAAUAUUGCUGCAAGGAUGGAACCUCUUACCAAUGCCCUUUGGUUUAGUGAAAUGUUAACUUGUUUUAAAUUAUUGUUGAUUUAUGUUGUAACUAAAAGGAUAAAAUGAGCUAUUUAUUUGAUAUUUUGUGAUAGUAAAGGAGAAUAUUUAGUAAAAUUAAACUUACAUCACGGAAAGAAA